CUCCCUUUCUCUUUCUUUAUCAAUUAAUAGUUAGCUUGACAAUAAUAAUAAUAAUUCUCCAAAAAUGGCAGACCGGGAUCGUGCUUCCAAUCCUGCUCAAAGGCCUACAAGAACCGCCACAUCGAAUGCUACACCUAACAAUCAUGUGUCCACAUUUCUACGUAAACUCCAAAGCCAUGCACCAAAUUCAACCCAGUUCAUGGGUAUCUUGACUCUUCUUAUCUCUGGUUCCAUUCUCCUCCUUCUUAUAGGGAUCACUGUCACUGCUCUUGUCAUGGGUCUUGUCUUUUUCACUCCUUUGAUUAUUGUUUCGAGCCCCAUAUGGUUCCCUAUUGGUGUUCUUCUGUUCUUUGCUGCUGCUGGGUUCUUUUCCGUUUGCGGGUUCUUGGUGGCUACUAUUGGUGGAUUGUCUUGGAUGUAUAGGUAUUAUAGAGGUAUGCACCCGCCUGGUUCAGAUCGGUUUGAUUAUGCCCGUAGCCGGAUUUAUGAUACGGCUAGUCAUGUUAAGGACUAUGCUAGAGAGUAUGGUGGGUACUUGCAGAGUAAGGUCAAAGAUGCUGCUCCUGGUGCAUGAUGAUGAUGAUGAUCAGGACGAGGAGGCAGCGGCGGGGGAUGACUGAUCAAUCAAUCGGGUCGGAUUUUGAUAAAACGGGUCUUGUUAUUGUGCUUUUCUUCUAAAAAAGAAGUCUAAUUUUUGUCUGUGAUGGAAUUUUAUUUUAUUUUAUAUUUUCUAGUUAAUUAUGUAUGGUUGUGUUUGGUAAGGAAGUUUUGGAUGCCUUUGGAUA
Ricinus communis (castor bean) is the source of this 785-nucleotide messenger RNA. RefSeq names its product oleosin G. Gene Ontology annotation, cellular component: monolayer-surrounded lipid storage body; membrane. Lineage: Eukaryota; Viridiplantae; Streptophyta; Magnoliopsida; Malpighiales; Euphorbiaceae. The coding region runs from base 65 to 574 and encodes 169 amino acids. Gene Ontology annotation, biological process: lipid storage. The transcript has a single exon. The record is from RefSeq and is a predicted model, not a curated record.